This is a messenger RNA of Lodderomyces beijingensis, 459 nucleotides long. The record is from the annotation of a GenBank genome assembly. Lineage: Eukaryota; Fungi; Ascomycota; Pichiomycetes; Serinales; Debaryomycetaceae.
AUGGAAGUCCCCACUCUCCCGAUCCCCGGGGAAACCGGUCAGCAGCAGCAGCAGCAGCAGCAGUACACGGGACAUCUCCAGAGAAAACAGGCUAGCGAAGGCUCGAUCGAGUGGUACUUUGACCAAGGUUUAAACUGGAUGCUGAGCCACCCGUGGAUAACAGGUCUAGGCGGCCUUGCCGUGGUGUAUCUUGCCGCGGGCAGAAUGAAGUCGAAUAAGCCAGGCUUAAACGGGAAAGCAUUCAUCACGGGUGGAUUUGGGGCGAAAAUGAGUGCUAGGGAAGCAUUGCAGAUUUUGAAUUUGAAAGAGACCAACUUGAGCAAGACGAAAUUGAAGGAACACCACAGGAAGUUGAUGAUGGCGAACCACCCGGAUAAAGGCGGCUCGUCUUUUAUUGCUACAAAAGUCAACGAAGCCAAGGACUUUUUGGAAAAGAGAGGCGGCAUGAAGGCAAAAUAG